This is a messenger RNA of Engraulis encrasicolus (European anchovy), 2269 nucleotides long. RefSeq lists its product as uncharacterized. Bases 250 to 1053 code for a protein of 267 amino acids. The transcript is spliced from 2 exons. The record is from RefSeq and is a predicted model, not a curated record. Lineage: Eukaryota; Metazoa; Chordata; Actinopteri; Clupeiformes; Engraulidae.
CACUUUUUUUUUACGAAAAUGGCUGCCUCUCUGAUUUAAACCCAAUUUCUGGAGGAUAAUAUAGCCACAAUUUAAACCUUACGAAGAGCAAGCGUAUAACGGAGGAGAUUCUGAAGGUUUUAGGAUGGCGUGCUGCCGGCGUACAUAAGAAUAUGCUUUGGUUCCAAGGAUGGAAGAUAUCUGUUUCAUGUUUAACCCAUUGCAUUCCAUAAUCCAACCCGCGUACCGUUGAGGUAAAGUAAAAUAAAGAUGAUGCACCAAGUUGCCAGCAACAACAACGACUAUGGCCUGGGCAGCCUGUCGGAGGACGGUGGGCCGCACUCCCACUCGCACUCGACCAGCCACUUCGACUUGUGCAGCUCGCCCACCAAGUCCUUCUACCCAUCUGUGCCGCCGCCCCCGCCCUCCCUGCAGCUGGCCAACCUGGGCAACCUGGGCCCUCUGCCCCAGAGCAUGCUCAAGCCUAUGGCCUGCCAGAUGCAGCAGCAGCAGCAGGACGGCAGCCCCAACGACUUCCACCCGCAGUCGGUGCGGAUGAGGGGCACCGACCCCCAGCAGCAGCCACAUCCCCCGCCCCAAUCCGAGGGCGGCAAGAAGAAGAAGGGUGGGGCGGGGAAGUGCGGGCGACGGGGCAGGCCCUCGGGCACCACCAAGUCGGCAGGUUACCGAACCAGCACGGGGCGGCCGCCCGGCACCACCAGGGCGGCCGGGUUCAAGACGAGCCCCGGCAGGCCGCUGGGCACCACCAAAGCAGCAGGCUACAAGGUCAGCCCUGGGCGCCCACCGGGCAGCAUUAAGAACCUGGCCCGCCUCAAUAAACUAGAGUAUGGUACUACCAACCCCCCCACCGCCACAAACAACAACAAUGGAUCGGCGCUUGGGCCGCCGUCACCUUUCAGCCCGUACAGCAUGAUGCAGAAGCGAGCGCUGAGCGAGGCCGCCAUGAAAGACAAGGACAGCAACGAGCAGAGGUGCGCACAGGUCUUUGAGCUCGAGUCCAGCUCGGGCUUGAAGCCACUCAGCUCCGGCCCAGGUCAAGUGUCAAGCCUCUGAAAGAAAGACAGACGGCUCUUUGUUUUGUUUUGUUUGUUGUUUGGGAGUCCCGGAGUCUUAAAAAGAAAAAAAAAGUGCUUGUUAUAGCAACAAGCCUGAGUCCCAGUCUUGAACGUUUUCUUUUGUUUUUGUUUUUGUUUUUUCUAUUUAUUCUGAAUGAGGGAAAAGAUGGAGAUAUAGAGAAGGGAUGGAGGGAGGGAUGGGAUGGGAUGGGAUGGAGGGAGAGAGGAUGUGUGGAGGAGUACAUGUCCAAAGUGCUGGUGCUGUUACUGUCUACGAGACACUUGUACAUCCAAAAUUUCAGAGGUUUUGGGAGAGUCUUUUGAGUGGUCGACUUGAUUUUUUGAUACCUACACUAACACUUCUGUAUGUAUGUAUGUAUGCCUCAUUGUAAUACUGUUACUAUCCUUUUUUGUCUUAUCCUUAUCCAAAGAACAUAAUCAUGCUCUAUUAUCACCACACGUAUGUUAUAUUGCUGUACAAAAUGUGCAUGAUGGUAGCCUUGUCAAACAAUGAACCACAGUGAUGGGUGUGGUGGUGGUGGUAUUUCUGAAUUCAGUGGGUGGCAUUCCCUGUUGACUGAAAUGGUGGAAGAGGGUUCACAUAGCACUACCUUAUGAUAACUCAACCCCACAGUAUAGGCUUCAAUACACUGUGCUUUGUCUUCACUCUCUUUCUCACCUUACCACGCCACGUGCAACUGUCAACUCAGAGCUUCUGCAAGUCACAAGCUGCACUUGAAUGGAACAAAAAACAAGCACCAUACAUAUAUUAAUCUCUUCUUUUUACCUAAGUGUCUGUGACUGUGUUGUUUUGUGAUGUCCUUUAUAUCAAACCAUGCUUUUUAUUAUUAUUGAUUUGUAUACAACCGUGGUUUGUUUAUUGGUUGAGGAUCAAAUCCUGAGGGAGGUUUUUUUUAAACAUGCCAUUUUUAAAACAAUAAUACAUUUAUUGCUUUAAUUGGGUUUGAAAGCAAAGAUGGGUGUGAAAACAAUGUUGUAUUUCUAAUAGUAUAUAAAUAUGAAUGUUUUGUCUAAGUUAUACUUUGUGAUUUGGUCUCUGCAGUGUACUCACAAUAUCUACUGUUGAUCAAACCUGGUAUGACAAGUUACUUCACUGUUGGUUAAUUCUCUUUUUUAUCUUACGAUCAAACUGCUAAAUGUGUCAUUACACAAAUACAUAUGAAUAGCCAAUAACAAUAAAUAUCACUCCAAUA